Peronospora matthiolae is the source of this 228-nucleotide messenger RNA. The record is from the annotation of a GenBank genome assembly. Lineage: Eukaryota; Oomycota; Peronosporomycetes; Peronosporales; Peronosporaceae.
AUGCGUGCGGCCGCGGAAAGCGCCUCUCACGCCUCAGCAGAAGGCGAUUCGUCUCCCGUUGUCGUGAAUCCUCCACGUGGUGUGUCACCACGUGCGACAGGUACUUCCCUUGCGUCUGCAGAGGGUACCUCGAAUCGUAAUCCAGACGAGUCUGAGAUAGAGCUCAUCUAUUCCGGCGAGUCGGAUGAUGCAUCCGAUUCGAAGGCGACACCUCACGCCUCGAGAUAA